Molecule: messenger RNA, 1847 nt
Organism: Myxozyma melibiosi
Lineage: Eukaryota; Fungi; Ascomycota; Lipomycetes; Lipomycetales; Lipomycetaceae
Product: protein-tyrosine phosphatase-like protein
Exons: 4
Coding region: 91-1764 (557 amino acids)
Biological process (GO): dephosphorylation
Molecular function (GO): phosphoprotein phosphatase activity
Source: RefSeq, a predicted model, not a curated record
CCGUUCAACAAGUUCGCCCCGAUAAAUGACUGCGCGGCUGUCUUCCCCAAACACCUUUGAAGGUCGUCGACAGCCUUGCAGAACUCGACGAUGGCGGUUGUAGCAGAUAAGGACGCAUUCACCGAGGAGCGGAUUGAAAUCCCGUUCUCGCUCCCGUCGACUUCGUCGGAGGGCGCGAUUGUGGGAACGCUGACCACCCCGCGCAGGCCGUCCUAUCCGCCCACUCAGUUUGUGCUGAUCAUGCACGGCUUUGGCGGACAUAAGAAUUACUGCUAUCAGAAGUUGCUGGCACAUAGACUUGCACAGGACGACUUGGGGUUUUGCUCGUUUAGGUUUGAUUUUAGGAAUUGUGGGGAGAGUGCUGAGAUUGAGAGUUCGGCGGGGAGAACGUUGGAUGAUGAUAUUUCUGAUAUCAGGGACGUCGUUACGUUUUUUAGAGCAACGAAGGGGAUGGAAGUGGUCGCGUCAGUAGCUCACUCGAGAGGAAACAUCGCCUCUUUCAUCUACUCUCUCCGCUACAAUCAUACCUUUCCCUACUACGUCAACUGCAGCUCACGAUUCCGCACCGAGCUCAUUAUCGAGAAAGCAAAGAACGCCAACCCAAACUGGGAACAAGACGGAGGCUACUGGGCCACCGUACCGCGCUACAUGAAGACCAAGCGCGUGCUGAUUCCGGCUUCUGAAACGCUCAGUCUUGCAGAACCAGAUAUGACUUCCCUCGUUAAUCUUUCAGAAUGUGCAAGUUUUCUGUCUGUGUACGGACUUAACGAUGGCACAUUGUUUGUAGAAGACUCUGCAAAGUAUGCAAAUUUACUCGGUGCGCGCCAUACACUGCAUUACGUUCGCAAGGGUGAUCAUAACUUCUACGGCCUGGAUCCAGAAUCUGGCGAGCGCGUGAGUUAUAAUCCUGAAGUCGUGCGGGUUAUCGCAGACUGGCUUUCGCCAGAAUCGCGCCGGCAGCGGUUUGUUAAGCAAAGCAGUCGAGCGUUGAAGAUUAAUAGUCGGUUUAAAAAUAUAGAAGGGGUGGUGAAUUUCAGAGAUCUCGGAGGGUGGAAGGUGCCAGCAAAAGGGAAGAAGGUUCGGUCGGGCAUGAUAUACAGAGCUGCGUCGCUUCACUCUUUGACAGAGAAUGGCGAGCGUCAAUUGAAGGCCUUGGGGAUUGCAAAGGCUUUUGAUCUACGAUCCGCUUCGGAGUGCGAAAAGAACGGUAUCUACUCCAUCGAGGGUAUCGAGCGGAUACACACCCCGCUGGGAAAAGAGCCCCACGAUCAAUCCGCGCUCGACACGUCCACGAAAUUGCUACAGCUGAGUACCGGCGUAGACGGGUACAUUAACCUUUAUCGCGAGAUUCUCCAGGACGGGAAACUUGCGUACCGGACGAUUUUCGAGCACGUGCUGAAGUACCCGUCGCAGCCGUUUGUGGUUCACUGUACUGCGGGAAAAGAUCGGACUGGUGUAUUUUGCGCGCUGGUUCUAGAGCUCUGUGGCAUUGAUCGGGAUGUUAUAUCAAGAGAAUAUGAGCUCACGAGAAUCGGCAUAGCGUCCAAGUUUGAGCAAGUGAUACAGAAUUUCUCUCUCAAAUAUCCAGAGGUCACAGAUAGGGCGAAGCUGGAGUCGAUGAUCAGCUCAACCUACGAGACGAUGUAUAAAACGCUAGUGAUGCUAGACGAAGAGUUUGGUGGUGUACAGUUUUAUCUUACAGAGUAUCUAGGAUUCUCGCAGGACGAGAUAUCACAGAUCAGGGAUAAUCUUUUGGAAGGUUAGACUUCACACAAGUCAAAUCAUUUAAAAGAUUGAGUAAUUAUCAUCAGCAGCAUUAAUAGGCUCCAGAUAGCAAGCUAUUCACA